Messenger RNA from Peromyscus maniculatus bairdii (prairie deer mouse), 1538 nucleotides. The record is from RefSeq and is a predicted model, not a curated record. Lineage: Eukaryota; Metazoa; Chordata; Mammalia; Rodentia; Cricetidae.
AUGCCACCCUCCUGGGCAUCACCUCCCUGGACUAAUGAGAGCCGCUCACAUGAGCUGGAGUUCGUGCUGCUGGGCUUCUCACACGUGCCUUCCCUGCGCCCAAUGCUUGCAGUGCUCUUCCUGGUCGCCUUCCUGCUCACGUUGCUAGGCAACACGCUCAUCUUCAUUCUCACCAGCCUGGACCCAGGCCUGCGUGUGCCCAUGUACUUCUUCCUGCGCCAUCUGGCACUGGUGGAGAUCUGCUUCUCACUGGACGUGGCUCCCCGUCUGUUGGUGACCCUGCUGCGGCCUGGACGCGGGAUGUUCCCUAUAAGCUGUGCCCUGCAGCUGCUCCUAGUUCUGUCCUUAGUCACAUCCGAGUGUUUCCUCCUCACGGUCAUGGCCUGGGACCGCUUCCUGGCCAUUUGUAGGCCUCUGCGAUAUGGUGCCAUCAUGAGCUUGAGGCUGUGCCACCUGCUGGCUGCCGCCUGUUGGCUCGCAGGAUUACCGGUAUCUGUGGCCCUCACCAUCUGGCUCUUUAAUUUCCCCUUCUGUGGGUCACGGGGUAUCCGGCACUUCUUGUGUGAUAUAGCACCUCUGGUGAGCCUGGUGUGUGCAGACACCAGAGUCUUCGAGGCUAGUAUGUUCGUUGUCACAGUGUUAGUUAUCAUGGUUCCCUUUUGUCUUAUAGCAACGUCCUACGUCAUGAUUCUGGCUGCUGUCCUUCGGAUGCCAUCAGCGUCUGGGCGCCACAAGGCCCUGUCUACCUGUGCCUCCCACCUCAUUGUGGUGAUUCUGUUUUACGGCACAACUGGGGUCAUCCAUUUGCGCCCCAAGGCCAGCUACUCUCCUGAGAGCAAGCAAGUGGUGUCCCUGUCAUACACCAUUGUGACGCCCAUGCUCAACCCUCUCAUCUACAGCCUGCGGAACAAGGAGGUCAAGGCUGCCUUCGGGCGUGUCUUCAUUCAGAGACGAGGAACCUUUGUCCCCUGACAUCUAUAGACUUCAUUUGCCCUGUCUUUGGGGAUCAUCUCUGCCCUAGUGGACUUGAGGACCUCAAUGUAUGCGUUCAGUGUCUUUCAUUAUCUUGGGAGCAGCUGGAGAGCAGUGAUUGGAUUUCACAUGCCUGUUUGAUGCCAACAUCUGAUACAAGUCCUUGGUCCUGUUAGGAGUUACAAACUAUCUGGGAACUGAUUUGGAACCAAUGCUGCCUUUGGGUCACCCUCACAAGCCCCAGUACAACCUGAUGAAAAGUUUCACUUGAAUUUUUGCUCCAAACCCACAGAGACUAAGAGCCCUCCAAGGCCCAGCUCUUGGAUUUAAGUUGGCCCUUCUGCUUGCAGCUGGCUGGAAGAACAGCACUCUCUUAAAAACACAAAAAUAUUGAAAUGUGGAAAGCCUACUUGAGAACUCAUUGCCCAGAACUAAAGAUAACUUUUCCAAACAGUUGGCUUUGAAUUUAUUGUCCAACCACUUAAGUCGCUGACAUCUUCAUUUAUGUCCAGGAGAGAAACUGGAUGUUAUUAAAAAGGAAGAAAGAAGACUCACUUUGCCUUAAU